UGCUGAGGGGCGGGGCUUCAGUGACGUAGCAGGAAGCGUCUCCACGCGUGUGCAAGUCCUGAAAGUUUCACGGUUUCCUCUCCGGUGGUGAAAUCUGAUCCUGAGCCCGGUCGCGCGCUCAGGUGUGACUCCUAAGCCGGAACCGGUCGGUCCGACGUGUUUCAUCAGAACGGAACAUGUGGAACGUCUCUGAACUCAACUCAACAAACUGAUCUGAGCACAGCAGCUGCUCUCAGCUCAACGAGCAGCUCGUGACCGGAGUGUGUGUGUGUGUGUGUGUGUGUGUGUGUGUGUGUACAGGUGAGUUGAUAAUGUCAUCAGCUGAUGAGCAGCUGUGUCUGAACAUCUGCAGCGAAGUGACGUCAUCGUCCAGCAGGAGGAGACACGUGACGACUCAGCAGCGAUGGAGCAAAAAGAAGCAGAGAGCAGAGAAAAGGAGGUUGAGCUCCUCAGAGGAGGACAGGAGGAGACGUAGAUUCAAACAGACAGAGCAGCAGGAGGAGGCGGAGCCUGCGGAGACUCAGGCUCCGCCCACUGAGGUGGCAGACAGAACACCACCGAAGAAGAAGAAGAAGAUGAAGGAGACACUGAAGGAUGCAGUGAAGGAUGCAGUGAAGGAGGCAGUGAAGGAGGCAGGUCGCAGCAGCAUCAAGACGUCGUCUCUGUUCAAACACAACCCUGACAUCCCCCAGCUCCACAGUCCUGCAGUCUCACAGCUGACGGAGCAGAUUUUCACCUCUGAUUCAUUUUCAGACCUUCAUCUGCAUCCUCACCUGGUGGCGACGCUGAACAAAGUCCUGAAUGUUUCCACACUGACCAGUGUUCAGAAGCGGUCCAUUCCAGCUCUUCUAUCAGGACGAGACGCUGUGAUUCGUUCUCAGACUGGAUCAGGUAAAACUUUGUCCUUCGCCGUCCCGCUGGUCCAGAGUCUCCAGGAGCUGCAGCCCAAGAUCCGCCGCUCAGACGGGCCGCUGGCUGUCGUCAUCGUUCCCACCAGAGAGCUCGCCCUGCAGACCUUCCACACCUUCCAGAAGCUUCUUAAGCCCUUCACCUGGAUCGUGCCAGGUGUGCUAAUGGGAGGAGAGAAGAGGAAGGCAGAGAAGGCCAGGCUCCGUAAAGGAAUCAACAUCCUGGUGUCGACUCCUGGACGUCUGGUGGAUCACAUCAAACACACCCUGAGCAUUGCCUUCAGCGCAGUCCGCUGGCUGGUCCUGGACGAAGCCGACCGGACUCUGGAUCUGGGCUUCGAGAAGGACCUGACCGUCAUAUUAAACAGCCUGAACGCUGCCGGACCUGGAAGACAGAACGUCCUGCUGUCGGCUACACUCACACUGGGUGUGACCCGGUUAGCAGAUGUGUGUUUAAACGACCCAAUCAACAUCCACGUGUCUGGCCCCGCCUCCUCUGACCUCACCGCCUCAGCCUCAGACAGCAGCCAAUCAGAGAGCUUCGCCGUGCCGGAGGCUCUGCGGCAGUUUGUGGUUCUGGUUCCCAGUAAGGUCCGACUGGUCUGUCUGGCCGCCUUCAUCCUGGACAAAUGCAAAUUUUCUCAGAACAACAAACUGAUCGUGUUCGUGUCGAGCUGCGAAGCCGUCGAGUUCCUGCACUCGCUGUUCACCGCCGUCCUCGCCGGGCCCUCGACCAAUCACAAGCCCCCGCUCGGCUUCCUGCGUCUCCAUGGCAACAUGAAACAGGAGGAGCGAUCUGACGUGUUCCAGCAGUUCUCAGUGUCUCAGGGGGGAGUCCUGCUCUGUACGAGCUCGUCCUCGGCGCUGCAGCAGGACGUCCGUGAGCGAGCCACCGUCCUUCAGACCGACUUUGAGAACUUUGUGCAUUCGGACGCUGAGUCGCUGCAGGCGGCUAAGAAAGCGCUGCAGUCCUACCUGCGGGCCUACACCACCUACCCCGCUCACCUGAAGCACAUCUUCCACAUCCGCUCGCUGCACCUGGGACACGCUGCCAAGAGCUUCGGCCUGAGAGACGCGCCGCAGGGCCUCAGCGCCGCUGGGAACAGAACCAGGGCCCACAAGACCCAGAACCAGAGGACGAAGGACAGGAGUCCAACUAAACACCAGAACAAGUCCAGUGGAAAGAAGAGGUUCUCCGCUGCCCACAUGGAUCUCCAGCUGCUGCGCUCUGAGUUCUCCAGCGGGUUGGACGGACGACGCAAAGACACCAAGAACAAGCAGCAGUGAGGCAGGAGACGGAACGCAGGAACGUUCUGCACAGAACCGCCGCUGCACAAACACAAGAACUGACUGACUGAGAACCUGAAAACUCAAAGAACCACACCAGAGAACCCGCAGCUGACACACAAACAGCUUCAUGUCUUGGAUUAAAUCUGUUUUUCUGUGAAAUAAAAGUUGAUUUUUCCACAAACCUGCAGCAGCUGAUUGAAGCAAACAGACCAGCUGACACCGUGGAGCUCUCUGAUUGGCCGAGGACUCCGAGGUGUCGGGUAGCGCUGAGGUCGAGUCGACACUGACUGCAGCUACUCGACAAACGGAGAGACGCUGUGUGUGUCUGUUUUGUGUUCUGACAUCUUUCGUCUCUGCAGCAUUCAGGUUUUUGCGUGGCAGUAACACAACCUGCUGCUUCAGGAGGCCACGCCCACAGAGGCCACGCCCACAGAGGCCACGCCCACAGACACACCAACGGGUCUCCUCGCUAACGGUCUGUUGAAGCAGAACCGAAUCCUCGUCUGCACAAACUUUUCCGUGAAUCUAAAAGCGUUUCCAGUUCUGCUUUUUAACAGCAUCAAUAAUUCAGCCGACAUUAAUAUUUCAUCAGCUGAUCGCAGAGUAAACGUCGGAUUGUGAAGGAGGCGGCUGAUUGGACGACAGACGGCUGGAGGAGGAGCCAAUCAGGCAACGUUUUGAUCACCCAUGAGCCAUGCUGCUCCUCACGCUUUUAUUGUGAAAAGGUGUGGCGCAGCAGGUGAAGCUGAACCACAGCAGAGACUCAGAACGGCCACAAGAAAGAGAACGAGAGCGACGGAACAACAGAUUGUUUAUUAAAACCUCUUAGACACACAAAACAAGGAAAGAGCUGCACAAUGAACACAAACGGACACAAACCCAGACAAAAGAACCACACAGUCACUCAAAAUAAACACCAAGAGACACAAACUGAACACAAGCAGACACACGAGCGCUCGGACACAAACGGACCAGAACCAGAUUAAACGCACUCAAAGAAACGCACACUGAACACAAACCAACACCAACUGAGCUCAGACAGAACCAGUCGUGUGUCUGGUUCUAAAAGUGGAGUUUAAGCUUUCCGUCACAGCUCAGAUCAUGUGAACAGCAGCUGGUUCUGGUUCUGGCUCACCAGCUGAUGGGUUUCUAUUAGUUUGUUGUUCCCUGUAUGUUCUUAUGGUCAGCAGGUUCCAGCUGUUGGUGCUUUAUGAUGACCGCUGAUCAUAAUUAUGACUUCAGUUCUCUCUGAUAAAAACUCCACAAACAAGUCAAAACAGCAGGCUCCGGGUCAGAACCAGCCGGUCCAGUCGAGUCCCUGUUAAAAACCUGAAGAACAGAACUGGGACGAGUCAGUUUGAUACGAACCUUUCUUCAGCUUCAUUCACGUCACAGAAGAAACAAAACGUUCACAUCUUUCCUUGUUUAUUUCAAAUUUAACAAACUAAAUAAAACAUGUCCAGACGGUUCUGGUCCAGACGGUUCUGGUCCAGAAGCUUCUCUCUGAA
Molecule: messenger RNA, 3706 nt
Organism: Stegastes partitus (bicolor damselfish)
Lineage: Eukaryota; Metazoa; Chordata; Actinopteri; Pomacentridae
Gene: ddx31
Product: DEAD (Asp-Glu-Ala-Asp) box polypeptide 31
Exons: 18
Coding region: 312-2195 (627 amino acids)
Molecular function (GO): nucleic acid binding; ATP binding; RNA helicase activity
Source: RefSeq, a predicted model, not a curated record